This is a messenger RNA of Hordeum vulgare subsp. vulgare (domesticated barley), 2013 nucleotides long. Its product is annotated as pyruvate decarboxylase 2-like. The coding region runs from base 47 to 1849 and encodes 600 amino acids. The record is from RefSeq and is a predicted model, not a curated record. The transcript has 3 exons. Lineage: Eukaryota; Viridiplantae; Streptophyta; Magnoliopsida; Poales; Poaceae. Gene Ontology annotation, molecular function: carboxy-lyase activity; thiamine pyrophosphate binding; magnesium ion binding.
ACAGUGUUCUCCCCAUCUCUCCUCCUCCUCUCCUCGGGUACGUACCAUGGAGACGGGCAUCGGAUCGGUGGACGGGCCCAAGGGGGCGCCGAGCGGCGCGGUGGCGUGCCCGGCGACGUUCCCGGCGUCGUCGCCCACCUUCAUCGGCUCCCCGGAGGCCACGCUGGGGCGGCACCUGGCGCGGCGCCUGGUGCAGAUCGGCGUGGGCGACGUGUUCGCCGUGCCGGGCGACUUCAACCUCACCCUCCUCGACCACCUCAUCGCCGAGCCCAGGCUGCGCCUCGUCGGCUGCUGCAACGAGCUCAACGCCGGCUACGCCGCCGACGGGUACGCGCGCGCCAGGGGCGUCGGCGCGUGCGCCGUCACCUUCACCGUUGGCGGGCUCAGCGUGCUCAACGCCAUCGCCGGCGCCUACAGCGAGAACCUCCCCCUGAUCUGCAUCGUCGGCGGGCCCAACUCCAACGACUACGGCACCAACCGGGUCCUCCAUCACACCAUCGGCCUCCCUGAUUUCUCUCAGGAGCUGCGCUGCUUCACGCCGGUCACGUGCUACCAGGCCGUCGUCAACAACCUCGAGGACGCCCACGAGCAGAUUGACAAGGCCAUCUCCACGGCUCUCAAGGAGAGCAAGCCCGUCUACAUCAGCGUCAGCUGCAACCUCCCCGGCGUCCCCCACCCCACCUUCAGCCGCGACCCCGUCCCCUACUUCCUCGCACCAAGGAUGAGCAACCAGAUGGGCUUGGAGGCGGCGGUGGAGGCGACGGUGGCCUUCCUGGACAAGGCGGUGAAGCCGGUGAUGGUGGCCGGGCCGAAGCUGCGGGUGGCCAAGGCGGGCGCGGCGUUCGCGGAGCUGGCGGACGCGAGCGGCUACGCGGUGGCGACCAUGCCGUCGGCCAAGGGGCUUGUGGCGGAGACGCUGCCGCGCUUCAUCGGCACCUACUGGGGCGCGGUGAGCACGGCCUUCUGCUCCGAGAUCGUCGAGUCGUCGGACGCCUACCUCUUCGCCGGCCCCAUCUUCAACGACUACAGCUCGGUGGGCUACUCGUUCCUGCUCAAGAAGGAGAAGGCGGUGAUCGUGCAGCCCGACCGCGUCACCGUCGGCAACGGCCCGGCGUUCGGCUGCAUCAUGAUGAAGGACUUCCUGGGGGAGCUGAGCAAACGCCUCAAGAAGAACACCACCGCGUACGAGAACUACAAGCGGAUCUGGGUGCCGGAGGGGCAGCCGCCCGAGAGCGAGCCCGGCGAGCCGCUGCGCGUCAACGUGCUCUUCAAGCACGUCCAGAAGAUGCUCACCGGCGACAGCGCCGUCAUCGCCGAGACGGGCGACUCGUGGUUCAACUGCCAGAAGCUCAAGCUCCCCGACGGCUGCGGGUACGAGUUCCAGAUGCAGUACGGCUCCAUCGGGUGGUCCGUCGGGGCGCUGCUCGGGUACGCGCAGGGCGCCAGGGACAAGCGCGUCAUCGCCUGCAUCGGCGACGGCAGCUUCCAGGUGACGGCGCAGGACGUGUCCACCAUGCUCCGCUGCGAGCAGAACAGCAUCAUCUUCCUCAUCAACAACGGCGGCUACACCAUCGAGGUGGAGAUCCACGACGGGCCAUACAACGUCAUCAAGAACUGGAACUACACGGGGCUCGUCGACGCCAUCCACAACGGCGAGGGAAAGUGCUGGACCGCCAAGGUGACGUGCGAGGAGGAGCUGACGGCGGCCAUCGAGACGGCGACCGUGGAGAAGAAGGACUGCCUGUGCUUCAUCGAGGUGGUGGCGCACAAGGACGACACCAGCAAGGAGCUCCUUGAGUGGGGAUCAAGGGUCUGCGCAGCCAACUCCAGGCCACCCAACCCGCAGUAGACAGUGGUAGAUACACGUUGACCGGUGAUUUGAGUGAGGCAUUUUCGAUUUAGAGUGGAACGUUUGAUCCAGCAUGCUUGCAUGCAUGCAAACUUCGCAUACUAUUUCUACGUUCGAAUAAGUAUAAUUGAUUGAUUAAUAAAGUUACACGAGUCUUCUUUCUU